Messenger RNA from Pestalotiopsis fici W106-1, 906 nucleotides. RefSeq lists its product as uncharacterized. The record is from RefSeq and is a predicted model, not a curated record. Lineage: Eukaryota; Fungi; Ascomycota; Sordariomycetes; Amphisphaeriales; Sporocadaceae. The transcript has 3 exons. Bases 1 to 906 code for a protein of 301 amino acids. Gene Ontology annotation, molecular function: S-adenosylmethionine-dependent methyltransferase activity.
AUGUCCCAAGCCGAUCAGACGGACCCGGCCAACGCCACGGUCGCCGAAACAGGACACAAGGUGGACUGGAGCACGCUUCCAGAGGACGUGUUUCGCGUGUUUGAACACCGCACCGCACAGAAUAGUGCCGCGUACCUGUUGCCGACACUCAAAGAGCUGCAGCAGCGCAACCCCGCGCUGACCAUUCUCGACGUGGGCGCGGGAUCUGCAUCCAUCUCGGCGUCCUUUGCCAAUAUCGUCGGUCCGGGCGGGGGCCGCGUCACGGCCGUCGACAUCAACCCGGUCAUGCUGCAGCGCGGAAAGAAGCUGCUCGCCGACCGCUACGGAGUCCCCAUCGAUGGGGAGGACUGGAUCACGUUCCUGACGGCGGAUGGACACCAUCUGCCGUUCCAGGACGCAUCUUUUGACAUUGUGCACUGCCACCAAGUUCUUGCGCACAAUAAAGGCCAGGCCGAGAUUCUGCGCGAGAUGUUACGCGUCACCAAGCCUGGCGGCGUUGUGGCGGCGCGCGAGGGGGACAUGGAGACGGAGGUCUUCUGGCCACCGCUCCCGGGGCUACUCAAAUUCCAUGAGGAUCUCGAGGUGCGAGUUAUUAGAGCCCGCGGCGCAUCAACGCAGUCUGGCCGACAGCUCCUCUCCUGGGCUCUCGAGGCCAACGGCGGAGAUAGAAGCAAGAUCACUACAAGCUUUAGUGUCUGGAGCUAUUCCGAGCCUGAGGAAAGAAAGAUGUGGGCUGCAGGUAUGGUGAAUGGUGCACUCAACAACCCCCAGGUCCGCGAAUCCAACAUUAAAUCCGGCAUCCUGGAAGCCGACAUGGAUGAGAUGCGCGAUGCAUGGCUUGAAUGGCAGGAUAGGGACGAUGCGACGCUGUCAAUGGUUCAAGGGGAGGUGCUCAUAAAGAAGUAA